Messenger RNA from Mesocestoides corti, 2442 nucleotides. Lineage: Eukaryota; Metazoa; Platyhelminthes; Cestoda; Cyclophyllidea; Mesocestoididae. The record is from the annotation of a GenBank genome assembly.
AUGGAGUUCGGUCUGUUUUCCGAGGAUUGUCUAAAGGAAGAGGAACUUGAAGAGUCAUCCGUGUUGCCACGUCUAUGCGCAAUUUGUAACAAUCCCCUUAAAGAUCCCUUAAUCCUGAACUGUCUGCAUAUUUUUGAUCAAAAUUGCUUGGUUGAUUACCAAAGCCAUGAUGGUUUAACUGAAUACGUUAAAUGUCCCAAAUGCGCAAGAAUUUCCGGUGGCUUGAAGACUCUCGAGCCCUUUGACAUGACAGUCGUCGAACAAAAUGAUCAGAAUGUUGUUGAGACCAGUGUUCUAAUGUGUUCUGCUUGUACGGAGGGGAAAGAAGCCCUGUAUCGGUGCAUUCAAUGCGCUGGAACUUUGUGCGGUAGAUGUCGCGACACACACAAGGUCAUGAAAAUGUUCUCUUCUCACGAAGUGCUUGAUUUAACUGAGCAAGAGAAAAACAAUAUUGGCGAUGCAAACACAUCCACAGAGGCCACAAAAGCCGUGGCUUGCGCUGACCAUCCAAACGACGUUUACUCCUUGUUCUGCAUGCAGUGCCGGGUACCGCUGUGCAAAACUUGUGAUGUCGACCACAGAGGCCAUAUUACCUUUGGCCUGAGUGGAAUAUCGAAUCACGUCAAAGUUUUCAUAACAGAAAAUCUGAACGAAUGUCGUGUGAACCAAAAUUUAUUACGUGAAACCUCGGAUGCAUUGCACUCAGCACUGUCCGACUUGAGCCUCUCUCGUGACACGAAUAAAGCGCAUAUCGAGGAAUUAUGCAAUGCCUGGAAGUCCGCGAUCGAUUCUGUUAAGGAGGAACUGCUGCAGAAAAACCGUGAAGUUCACAGCGAUUUUGAAAUGAAACUUAUGACUCAGAUCAACCACUUAAGGAAGACCAUCGACCACAUCGACUUUGUUUCCGAAUUUUGCCUAUCGUAUUUUCAGAAGUGUCCUACAGUCAAAAUGAGCAAAUUAGUCAAAGCUGUUCUUGGUUCCUUGGAGUACUUGAAGUCUGUUAGCUUCCAGUCUGACCUGCCGUCAAAAAUAGUGUUCGUGAAGGCUCCAGGCGAUGUUCGAGAAUUUAUACGAAGCCAUUUCGGUUCCUUCGAUCUACCUUACAAUCGUGAUAAGCGCAUGCUUCCUUUUCCGCUAGUCUGCUCGGACAAACAGCCACCUCUAAAUGUUUAUCCUGGUGACGAUAUCAGUAAUGCGUUUAAAAACUUGGAUCUCAAACGCGGCGUGUCUCAAGUUGAUUCAUUUGUGACACAGCCGUUGCCACUAUCUCUGCCGGACAACUCUAUCGAUUCCACCAGGUUCCAGGGUAACGGUAGCCCCUCAAUCGCAACGCAUCGUCACGAGUCAAUAAACAAUGCUACCAACAGUAUUUCGCCGUGGGGGGACUUAGGCACUUUUGACGGAGUUUCAUCACCAUUUAAAUCAACGGUGCCGUCAGUCAAUCCCAUGUUUUUGAACCAGAGCAUGGCCAUCACUCAUCCCGAAAUUCGCGCACCGUCGGCCUUGGGUCCUGGCAUGGAUCUCGAUACGGUCACCCUUCUCUCCAGGCCCAAAAUGCCGCCCAACUACAAUGCUUCGCUGUACGAAUACUCGCGUAUGCGUUCAGCCAGAUGUGGCAACAUGAUGCUGCUGACCAAGUGGGGUUCUCUUGGAUGCGAGCUCGGCCGUUUGAAUUCUCCCCAUGGAUUCUGUCUCGGUUUUGACGAAGAGAUUGUGGUUGCGGAUACCUACAAUCAUCGCAUCCAGAUUUUCACUAAGCGUGGUGAAUUCCUGUCAUGCUUCGGUGUGUCUGGAAGAGUCGAUGGAUUGUUGUGGUACCCCCGAAAGGUAGCGAUUAUACGACAAAGCCAGCGUUUUGUGGUCUGCGAUCGAGGAAGUGAGCGGUCCAGAAUGCAGCUAUUCAGCCGUAGUGGUCACUUUGUACGGAGAAUUCAAAUAAAGUACAUUGACAUAGUCGCAGGUCUGGCCAUCAACCAGCAUGGCCACAUCGUUGCGAUCGAUAGCGUCACACCGUCGGUGUUUGUGAUGUCCGAGGAUGGAGAUCUUAUUCGGUGGUUCGAUUGCACCAACCACAUGAAGGAGCCAUCAGACGUUGCCAUUCAUGGUCGUGAAUACUAUAUUUGUGAUUUCAAGGCUCACUGUGUCGUGGUGUUUCAAGAGGACGGAUCCUUUAUUCGCACCAUCGGUGGCGAGACCUUCACCGACUUCCCCAAUGGCAUUGACGUGAGUGACCACGGCGACGUCCUUGUUGGCGAUUCGCAUGGCAACCGAUUUCACAUUGCUGUGUUCAACGAUAAGGGCGAAUUGCUUAGCGAGUUUGUUUGCCAUCAGACCAAAGUGAGUCGGUCUUGUUGCCUGAAGAUAACCACAGAGGGUUAUGUGGUCACUCUGGCACGAAGCUCGAACAAUGUUCUUGUUAUGAACACCCUGUACAUCAGUUGA